UCAGACAGAGGUCCUCCCCUUAUGUUUCCAUGUAACUGCCCCCCUCUCUCGCUCUCUAUCCCCCUCCCUUCCUCUCUUCUCUUCUCUUCUCUUCUGGCAUCCCCCAUCCCCCAUCGCUUUAUGUGCUUCCAUACAGCCUGAAAAUCAACCGGAGGAGGAAAGCUUCACACUCGCGGAGAAUAGACUGACCCUCAGCAGCCCAGAAGAUCGCUUAUAACCGGGAUCACAGACUGGAUCAGGGUGACCCAUCUAAACCGUCUCGCUCUGAUUUGCAUAUCCAUUCUUCCUACCUCCUUCAUUUGCCUUUCCUUCACUGAGAAUGGCAAGCGGGCAUUCCACUGACAAAUUCAGUUUUCUGUACCCAACAGACACCAGUCAGAACGUUAAGAGUAAGAACAGGCUGUCUUCCACCAUGAACCCGGUGUACAGUCCAGUGCAGCCGGGAACUCCAUACGGAAACCCCAAGAAUAUGGCAUACACAGGUUAUCCUGGAGGUUACCCUACGACUGCCCCGACCUACACAGCCAACCUUUAUCAGACAGGUAGCCCGGGAUACCCACCAGUGCUGCUGGUGAAGCAGGCCUGGCCCCAGACCGCAUCUGCUCCGGGGCCCGCAGAAGGCUCCUAUGACCUGGCCAUGGACGCUGGCUCAGAGAGCAGGCAGUACCAGGCCUCAUCUACAGCAUUCAGAUAUACUGCAGGAACGCCUUAUAAAGUGCCCCCUACUCAAACCAAUGGAGCCCCUCCGCCCUAUUCCCCGUCUCCUAACCCCUACCAGACGGCCAUGUACCCCAUUAGAAGUGCCUAUCCCCAGCAGAACCUCUAUGCUCAGGGUGCUUAUUACACGCAGCCAAUGUACGCCGCCCAGCCUCAUGUCAUCCACCACACCACCGUGGUCCAGCCCAACAGCAUCCCCUCCGCCAUCUACCCCGCUCCUGUACCCGCACCCCGCUCCAACAGCAUGGCCAUGGGCAUGAUGGCCGGAACAACGAUGGCCAUGUCUGCCGGAACGCUGCUGACCACCCCUCAGCACACUCAGAUCGGAGCACACCCCGUCACCGUGCCAACGUACCGACCCCAAGGAACACCUGGGUACAGCUACGUGCCCCCUCACUGGUAGAGCCCACCUGCCAAUCAUAUCUGGAGUCAAACAUUGUAUGCAACUACUCAAGUCUUACAUCGGCGCUCUGUGCUCAACAGCGAGGCGCCACGUCUGUUUGCAAGAACAAAAAGAGAAAAAAAGUGCAAGGGUCACUUUAUGCAUUCUUACGUGUUUUUGUAAAAGCUGCUUUUUUAUCUUUUUAUUUAAUUUUGAUUUUAUUUUUUCUUUUCUUUUUUUUUUUUUUUUUUUUUUUUUUGGGAUGAUGUUCUUGCAUCAGGUUAUUUUAAUUCUUCAUUGUUCCAUAGUUAUUCUAUAAGAACUCCAGAAUGAUUUCGACCAAUCACGACCCGUCUUUGUGUUCAGUAUAAACGCUGGUGUGUAGGAAUGUACCGACGCAAUAUCAGCACCAACUCGGAUCAUAAUCAUCCACUUAGGCUGCCGAAUUUUAUAACCUUUAGAUAUUAGCACAGGGUUGGUUUUCUUUUAUGUAUUUACAGCAGAGUUUCAUUUCAAUCUUCCCAAAGCGCUUGGGAAUGGUUCAAGGAAAUUUAAUUUCUCCCUCAUUUCGUCCGAUGACAAGGGUGUCUUCCAGCUUGUAGCUGUUCAUGUAGAUUUGUAAGGAAUAUAUCAUUAGUAGGGCAGUGCAAACGUGGUUUAACCUUCAUUAGGAUAUCGAGUACAUUCAGUAAUCUUAGUUAUUCACUAAAUAGAGAACGUUUGAGUGAGCCGGUUACUUUAUUAGCUUAUGUGUCAGGAUAGCGUAAGCUUCCAAACUAUAAUGUGUUUAUGCGAUUUAUAAAAAUGUGUGCGGCAUGCACUCACGGUGAAUAUUGAGGAAAAAAAAUCUAUUAGUGGCACUUAGCUGGAGCCUCUGGGUGCGAUGUCGUCCCGCGGGCAUCAAAACGUGUGCCAACUUUGAGGCCAGACGGGACGGACGCUACUCUGACGGAACUAUUAAGAUUGCGUCCGAUUCAAAGGGACUUUGCGCCAUCGUAGACAGCACAAAAAGCAAAAAAAAAACACACACACAAGGGAGGGAUGGCGUUCCAGCAUUCAUUUCCAAACAGCUCCGGGUCUAGAGUGGGUCUGACCUCUGGUCCUCUGUGAAUCCUUGGGCCUUUAGGCCUUUAGUUGCACAGAUUUUAGGCGUAGAAACGGAAUUCGGAGUUGUUCAAUGCAAUAAUACGAACGGCCUGCUUGAAUGGCUUUUAAUUGUAAUUUACAGCAUUUGUAGAGAGAGAUAAAGAGAGAAUUUUGAUUUCCUAUCCUAAGGCCUCGCCUGUAUCCAUGAAUAGUGUACUCAGAAGUGACAUAUCAAGUAUUCUAUGAAAUGUUAUCAUACUGAAGCAUUGCACAUCGACAAAUAGACGUAACUUAAUAACCAAUUAUACGGUACACUCUCAUAUUUAAUGAUGUAAUUAAGAAAAUCAAGCAUUUACUCUGCAAACCAUUAGUCUUGGUAAUGUCUCUGGAAGUAAUAUUAUUGUCAGUACAGAACAGUAUCACUCUUUUCGUUGUUUUGUUGGUUAAGCGACCACUGUUGCGAUAUAUAGUACACUCAAAAGUGGGAAGAAGUGAUUCUCUGAUCUUAUGUGAAAGUCAUAGCGUCUAGUAAUGCAUGUGUCAUGCGGGUGAAUGCAGUAUAGUGUAAUCAGAUGGAAACUAUGCCCUUGCGAAGCAUGGUUGCAUCAUGUUGAAUUGCAGCUUAUGGAUUGCUUUUAAUAAUACAUUUACAUCACAGCACAUUCCCUUUGGUAUUUUUCGUUAAAGUAAAGAGCGCAGAGUGAUUCAUGAAUCUAAACAUGGAUAUAAUCACAUAAAUUAAGUGAAGCCUGUUUUUAUUUUAUUUAUUUUUUUCUUUAUUUUCAGAAUAAUUCAGCUAAUUUUCCCACAAAUUCUUCUUACUUUAAAACAUCCUGUAGUAUUUUAAAGGUUAUUUGUAUUACUCUAAAUAGUGAUUAUUUUUUAACAGUAUUUUUUAUUUACAUCAGCAAAUGUAACAAAUAUAACCAUGAUUCAUGAUUCAAGAGGAAAUUGUCAUGAAAAUAAAAUAAUACAAUAACUAACCUUUUUAAAAUAGGCUUCAUUUUCUUUAUGCAUAUAUAUAAAUAUAUAUAUAUAUAUAUAUAUAUAUAUAUAUAUAUAUAGAUAUAUAUAUAUAUAUAUAUAUAUAUAUAUAUAUAUAUAGACUUGUUCUUGACAGGUUCAGUGAGAUUCCUCUAAAAAUUACUGUAACUUCAUUGCAGUAUAAUCAUUUUCCUGUUGUAAGGGCAAAAAGCGAGUCAAAAGCUUUGGUAUGUGUAAUAUUUGCCUAAGGAUGGAAUUUUAUUCACAUGAUGACAUCAAUAAGUAAUGCAAAUCAGUCAAACUUGUUGAUCAUUGAAUGAGAAUCUCGUAAUUCACCGCAUGUUCACAUACACUGUCUCUGUUUUGAUGACAUGAUGCCAUUUUCCUGCGCUCUCCGCCCUACUCUUUCCCUUUCUGGUCUUAUACAGUAUUAUAUCAAGCGGUGAACUAUAUUUUCUGUGUCUUUGCAUAGGUUUGCAUCAGGAGACUUGACUGAUGCAUUUAAUCACUGUAGUCGACAUAUGACACUCUGAACUAGGACUAGAGUGACCUUUGACACUGCAAAAUGAAUCAAGGACGUUACCAUCCACUCUGACAUGUAAUUUAGGCGCUUUUUACGUAAGUGUUAUUUAAAGUUUGAAUUAAUGAUUGAUGUUGAUUUUUCUUAAAUAGGAGAUCUUUCUAGUUGAUCUGGAGUGGAUUGAUACAGUCCAUGUGGUUGAGAGGCAUUUCAGAGCACAAGUCUUCAAAGGGUUUCCUCUUCCUCUAUAUGCAUUUCCCCUGUCUGUCUAUCUCCUCUUCUUUUCUUUUCAAGGAGGACAGAGUUGAGCGAUUCUGCAGCUACAGUUAAAAUAAUGGCUGAGCUUUUUGUGAAAAUUAGAUAUGAGCAAAUAAGUUGAAUUUACAGGUAUGUAGGACAUUUUAAUGCAGGGUCAUCAUGAAUUUAAAGGGACAGAUCAUCCAAAAAUAAAACAUUGUGAUGAAAAAAAAAAGUC
Messenger RNA from Cyprinus carpio (common carp), 4164 nucleotides. RefSeq names its product family with sequence similarity 168 member A. The record is from RefSeq and is a predicted model, not a curated record. NCBI's taxonomy places the organism in Eukaryota, Metazoa, Chordata, Actinopteri, Cypriniformes, Cyprinidae. Gene Ontology annotation, biological process: positive regulation of base-excision repair.